UGUUACAAUAUUUAUUUUUUUAGGUAUAUUUAUCUGUGCGGGGAUGGAAUUCUCCACCUUUGGGAGGGCGCAGGAGUACCAGUGCACCCUCAUAGAUGCGUUGAGAGAAGUAGUUGGACUUGGAACAAUUCAGACACGUUAAAAGAAGAGUCAACAAUGAAACUUGAAUCAGAUCUAGCCGUUCAACAAGUCCCAGAGUAUCCAGGACUGAACACAUAUUCAAUAGAUUUGAACACACACAACUACGAACUCAACAAACUAUGUGAAGAACUUUGUGCUCAGAAGAAUAAAACAAACUGUGAAGAUUCAAAUAAUAAGAACGAUAAAAUGAACGAACACAAUCUAAAAAAACGGCAUGAUCGUCGAAAAAGACGAAGAGAUGAGGGAAAGAAGCAUAUUGAAAAAGCCAGUGUACAUGUAGAUUUCAAAGAUGAACCGUCCAGUUCCCUUCCAAAGGACGCCAUCUUGAAAGAAUCUGCCUUUGUGCUUGUCGAAGACGACAUUAUCCACGACAUAUCUCAGCUGAUAAAUAAAUCUGCAAAGCGAUGUCAUUCCCAGAAACUGUUUCUAAACCAAAAAGUUAAACGGUCGCAUUAUUACGGGGUAGUACAGCUGAGUGUCUGGGAGGCAGGGGAGGGUCGGUUACAGACUAGUGGAGAUCUUAUAUUCAGGUUAUAAAUUUGUAUCCAAGGAUUCUCAAGAACCAGCACUCCUCUAGAAAAUAUAAAUGUAUAGCAAAAUUUUGAUAAUAAAGAAACUUGAAUAUAUAA
This is a messenger RNA of Eurytemora carolleeae, 770 nucleotides long. RefSeq lists its product as uncharacterized. The coding region runs from base 157 to 678 and encodes 173 amino acids. The record is from RefSeq and is a predicted model, not a curated record. Lineage: Eukaryota; Metazoa; Arthropoda; Copepoda; Calanoida; Temoridae. The transcript is spliced from 6 exons.